CCCUCUUGUUUUUUCUUCUCUUUUUAUUUUUAUUUUUUUUUGAAGUAAUACCACCAUCUACUUUUAUUUUUUAAACGCAAAUAUAUAGUCAGCAUGCCUUUAAACCCUACCGAUAUGGAUAUUGAUACUAACACAACAGUUCCUGCUACUGAGUUUAUGGAUGAAGAUCCCCCUGCUAUAACUGAAGAGAGUACUAACGUUGCUACCUUAAUUGAUGAGCUCAAACACGAAGACGUUACUUUCAGACUCAACUCCAUUAAGAAACUUGACGUUAUUGCUAAUGCUCUCGGCAUUGAAAGAACCAGAAAUGAGCUCAUUCCCUUUCUUCAAGAGUCUAUUGACGACGAGGAUGACGUUUUAUUAGCUUUGGCUGAAGAGCUUGGUAAAUUAGUCGAGGCUGUUGGUGGUGCUGAAUGUGCUCAUUACCUUUUACCUCCUUUGGAAAACAUUGCUGCAGUCGAGGAGGCUUCUGUUAGAGAUAAGGCUGUUGCAUCUCUUUGUCACAUUGCAGAGAUUUUACCCGAGGAUCACUUGGAGAAAUAUUUCGUUCCUCUUCUCAAGAGAUUGAGUGUUGGAGAUUGGUUUACCAGUAGAACAUCUGCUACUGGUCUUUAUGUAUCUGUUUACAAGAGAGCUUCUCCCACUCUUCAAGCCGAAUUAAAGACUUUGUUCACACAAUUGGCAGAGGAUGAUAGUCCCAUGGUCAGAAGAGCUGCUGCAAAGGCUUUAGUGAAUCUUGUUAGUGAAGUUUCCGCAGAAGAUGUACUUGUAACCGUCAUUCCAUUAUUCCAAAAAUUAGCCCAAGAUGACCAAGAUUCUGUUCGUCUUUUAACAGUCGAGGUUUUGGUUGCACUUGCAAACCGUUUGUCAAAGGAGCAAACCAAAGAACUCUUGUUACCUGCUUUCACUUCAUUGUCGAACGAUAAAGGUUGGAGAGUCAGAUACAUGGUUGCUUCUAAAUAUGUCGAGCUUGCAGAUGCAUUUGGACAGGAAAUUGCCAGAGAAAACUUUACAACUGCAUUUGUCAACAUGUUGAAGGAUUCAGAAGGUGAAGUUAGAACUGCUGCUGCCAGUCAAAUUCCUGGCUAUGCCAAGCUCGUCGAUAAGACCGUCAUCCUCCAAGAUCUUUUACCUUGUGUAAAGUUACUUGUGACUGACGAGAACCAGCAUGCUCGUGCUGCUCUUGCAAAAGACAUCAGUGGAUUAGCUCCUAUCAUUGGUCAAGACGCUACUAUGGAAUACUUGUUACCUUUAUUCUUGCAACAAUUGACAGAUGAGUUCCCCGAUGUUCGUUUAAAUGUUAUUUCCAACUUGGAGACCAUCAACAAAGCUAUUGGAAUCGAGCGCGUUUCUCAAGCUUUGCUUCCUGCCAUUGUUGAGUUGUCAGAAGAUAAGCAAUGGCGUAUUCGUUUGGCCAUUAUUGAGUAUAUCCCUCUUUUGGCUAAACAAUUCGGAUCCAAGUUUUUCGAAGAGAAACUUUUGGACUUGUGCAUGUCUUGGCUUCGUGAUCUUGUAUUCUCUAUCCGUGAAGCUGCCACUGUAAAUUUAAUGAAGCUCACGGAAGUUUUCGGUGCUGAAUGGGCAAAGACUGCUAUUAUCCCUGAAGUGAUGAAAAUGACAACAGAUGAGAAUUACUUGCAUAGAAUGACCACAAUUUUUGCAUUGACAACAAUGGCGGAAGCUUUAACUCCCAUCAUGGUUAAAGAAUCUAUUCUUCCUACAAUUACUGAAAUGUCCAAAGACCCCAUUCCCAAUAUCCGUUUUAAUGUUGCUAAGUCAUUGGAGACCUUGAUACCAUUAUUGAAAAAAGAUCCCAGCACAACUGAGCUUGUCAAUAGCUCUGUUAAACCUACUCUUGAAAAGCUUAGCACAGACCAAGAUGUUGAUGUUAAAUUUUUCGCUACAAGAGCAUUGGAAAGCAAUGUUUAAUUUUUCUUUUUUUCAGUAACACGCAUACACACACCCACACACCCACACACCACAUCCGUCCUCACAACUUGUCUUAUUUUUCUCUAAAUGUAAAUUGUAGUAGUCUUUCGUAGUAGUAAUGAGCUUGAUUAAAAAUGAAACUUUUUUCUAAAUAUCAAAUAAAGAAAAAUGAAAUACAUAAACUAUA
Messenger RNA from Mucor mucedo, 2116 nucleotides. RefSeq names its product armadillo-type protein. Lineage: Eukaryota; Fungi; Mucoromycota; Mucoromycetes; Mucorales; Mucoraceae. The record is from RefSeq and is a predicted model, not a curated record. The transcript is spliced from 9 exons. Gene Ontology annotation, cellular component: protein phosphatase type 2A complex; cytoplasm. Bases 94 to 1929 code for a protein of 611 amino acids. Gene Ontology annotation, biological process: protein dephosphorylation. Gene Ontology annotation, molecular function: protein binding; protein phosphatase regulator activity.